AUGACUUUCCAAGAAAGUAAGGGGAUGAAGUUACCGAGUGCUUACGAGAGCAUUUCAGUGAUUGAUUCUUUUGAUAUUGUUGAUGAAACUGUGGAAUUCAAAAUGGAAGAAGAAUGUUUGGGAGAAGCUCUUACUGCUAUUCUAGUAAAUUUUGAUGCUAAUGACAUGGAGGGCUAUGUGGUGACGGUGAAUUCUCUUGACAACAAAUGGGUAAGCCCGGUACAACGCGUUCCAAAGAAGGGAGGUAUCACAGUGGUACCUAAUGCUAAAAACGAGCUGAUUCUGACUCGUAUUGUUACUAGGUGGCGUGUUUACAUGGAUUAUAGGAAGUUGAAUUUAGCAACUUGCAAAUACUAUUUCCCAUGCCUUUUAUUGAUCAGAUGCUUGAUCGGCUGGAGGGAAGGUCUUACUAUUGCUCCUAGACGGAGGUGUAUGAUGUCGAUUUUCUCAGACAUGAUGGAAGACUUCUUGGAGGUCUUUAUGGAUGAUUUUUCUGUGGAGAAGUGCCAUUUUAUGGUGAAGGAAAGGAUCGUUCUUGGUCAUAAAAUCUUUGAAAAUGGGAUUGAGGUCGAUCGGGCUAAAAUUAAUGUGAUUUCAAAGCUUCCUCCACCCAUUUCAGUUAAAGGUGUCCAGAGUUUCUUGGGACAUGUUAGGUUCUAUAGGCGCUUUAUCAAAGAUUUCUCCAAAAUCUCGAAUCCUAUGUGCAAGCUUCUUGAGAAAGAGGCUAAGUUCGAGUUUGAUGAAAAGUGCCGAAAGAGGCACAACAAAAUCAUUCACCCAAUAUACUAUGCCAGCAAAAUGUUGAAUGCGACACAGAUGAACUACACAGUGACUGAGCAAGAGCUGCUUGCUAUAAAAGAAGCGAAUCCGCGGCUAAUUCGAUGGGUCCUGCUGUUGCAAAAGUUCGAUUUUGAGGUAAACGAUCGAAAGGGGAUUGAAAAUCAGGUUGUUGACCAUCUCUCACGGCUUGAAGAAGCUGGGAGACCUUCAGAGAAGUUGGAUAUUAAUGAUGCUUUUCCAGAUGAGCGGGUUCUAGAAAUGACAGCUGAGAUAACACCUUGGUAUGCAGACAUCGCCAACUUUUUUGUGAUGAGCAUUAUUCCAGAUGAGAUUAAUUCAUACCAGAAGAAAAAGAAGUUUUUGAGAGAUUCUCGUCAGUAUUACUGGGACAAGCCAUAUUUAUUCUGA
This is a messenger RNA of Lycium barbarum (goji berry), 1188 nucleotides long. RefSeq lists its product as uncharacterized. The coding region runs from base 1 to 1188 and encodes 395 amino acids. The transcript is spliced from 6 exons. The record is from RefSeq and is a predicted model, not a curated record. Lineage: Eukaryota; Viridiplantae; Streptophyta; Magnoliopsida; Solanales; Solanaceae.